Messenger RNA from Mercurialis annua (annual mercury), 1094 nucleotides. RefSeq lists its product as uncharacterized. Bases 173 to 802 code for a protein of 209 amino acids. The record is from RefSeq and is a predicted model, not a curated record. NCBI's taxonomy places the organism in Eukaryota, Viridiplantae, Streptophyta, Magnoliopsida, Malpighiales, Euphorbiaceae. The transcript is spliced from 3 exons.
UUCUCAUUUCCUUUUCGAUCAACCGAUUUAAUCCAUCAACUCACAAUUUUUUGUAACAAUUCAAACAAAAGAUUAAUCUAAUUUCACUGAUGUAUGAUUUAUUUUGUGCAUACGAACAGUGACAGGAAAAAUCGAAUCAGAAGAAUGGGGAGUGCCGUUAGUAAAGCAGCAAAUGGAAUCGGAGGUCUUCUCGGUAAUGUUUUCGCCGCUCCGUUCAAGACUCUUCUCGGCGCUUCAUGCGAAGACUGCAUUGGGUAGCAGAGAUGUUUGUGCAGGACCUUGGGAUGUUAUUUGUUUCAUAGAGCACUUAUGCGUCGGCAAUCUCGUCAAAUUGGUCAUGAUCUUAGGGCUCUCCUACUUGACUUUGUUAUUUUUCUACCUGUUGUUCAAAGUGGGGAUUUGCCAGUGCAUAGGAAGAACCAUAUGUAAGAUGUGUUGGGCGUUAUGUGAGACAUACUGGUGUGGCUUAGAAUAUAUGACUUGUUUUCUAUGGCACAAGUUAAAGAACAUUAAACGUGUUCGUCGGAGGAGACGUUUUCUAGACAUUGAAAAAGGGUACAGCUCUGGAAGUAACUACGAGUUCGAAGAUGAUUAUCGUCAGCAGCGGAGAAAGCGUAAGUCGGUGAGGGAAGGAAGCAAGUUUCAUCAUCAUCCUACGAGGUUGAAGAGUAGGGAGAUUUCUUUUCGUGUUAAAGGUGGUUCUCAAAGGUUAAGAAGACACUCGUCGAGACAGCUGCAGUUAGUUAAAGCUAAAAAUCAUCAUAGGAAUCUUGGAAAGUCCAAAAGGAGGCGUCUCAAGUGAUCAUGAAGAGUGGAUUGGCCAUUGUUUUUGUGUUGGAAUUUCUAAUUUAUUGCUAUCUAGUCUUAUCAGUUAUUGAGGUGUAUCUUAUUUCUGUCAUCUCAUACAAAUGAAACUGAACAAGGGAUCAAUAAUCAUCAAUAUGGUAAUAUCUCAUACAAUCAUUAAUAGUAAUAUCUGUGAGCGUAGUCAUUAAUAGUAAUAUCUGUUUAUUUGAAAGAGAGUAUCUCUUCAUUCAUUGUACAUACAAGCCAAUUGCUUUGUUGAGGAAUGAAAUCUUUGUAUUUAAGAUUGA